UUACCUCACCACAGCUGCCGAAAAGCAAUACGUGAGGAAAUAUGGCGGCAUUGGUAGGAAAGUGUCGAGCAUUGAACUCAGCCCAAAGAUGUAUGAUUCAACACAUUUGUCAACAUCGAUCAUUGAGUACAAAAAAAAGUUUACCCAAAAUCACAACCCACUACACUAUUUAUCCCAGAGACAAGGAUCCCAGGUGGAAAGAUGUUUCUAUGGAGCGGUAUGGAGAUGAAGCGGAUGUGGUGAUAGUUGGCGGGGGACCAGCUGGGCUGUCAGCGGCAUGUAGACUCAAACAGUUAGCAAACGAACAGGGCAAGGAGCUGCGAGUCUGUCUGGUGGAGAAAGCUGCUGAACUAGGUGGCCACACAUUGUCAGGAGCUUGCAUUGAACCUCGAGCUCUCGAUGAACUGUUUCCCGACUGGAAAGAAAGAGAUUCCCCACUGAAUACUCCAGUAACAAGUGAUAAAUUUGCAAUUCUAACUGAGAAGUAUCGUAUUCCUGUUCCGGUACUACCAGGGAUGCCAGUUUAUAACCAUGGUAACUAUAUUGUGAGGUUGGGCAACUUUGUACGGUGGUUAGGAGAACAAGCAGAGGCUCUUGGUGUUGAACUCUACCCGGGAUAUGCAGCAAGUGAGGUUUUAUUUCAUGAAGAUGGAAGUGUGAAAGGAAUUGCAACAAAUGAUGUUGGAAUUUACAAAGAUGGAUCACCUAAAGAAACAUUCGAGAGAGGAAUGGAAUUUAAUGCCAAAGUGACAAUGUUUGCUGAAGGUUGCCAUGGUCACCUAGCUAAACAGCUGUACAAGACAUUUGAUCUGCGUAAGAACUGUGAACCGCAGACUUAUGGCAUUGGUUUCAAAGAAUUGUGGGAGAUUGAACCUGAAAAACACAAACCUGGAUUGGUGGAACAUACAGUCGGCUGGCCGUUUGACAUGCAUUUAUAUGCUGGAUCCUUUUUAUACCACUUAGGAGAUGUCCCACUUAUAGCAAUCGGUGUUGUAAUGGGUCUUGACUAUAAAAAUCCAUACCUGAACCCGUUCCGUGAGUUCCAGAAGUUUAAACACCACCCAUCAAUUGCUCAGUUAUUACGGGGAGGAAAGAGAAUUGGAUAUGGUGCUCGAGCACUCAACGAAGGAGGAUUACAGUGUAUACCAAAGCUGACUUUUCCCGGAGGUUGUCUCAUUGGUUGUAGUCCAGGUUUUUUGAAUGUACCAAAGGUCAAAGGUACCCACAAUGCCAUGAAAAGUGCAAUGGUAGCUGCUGAAAGUGUUUUUGAUGUGAUAACUGCAGAAAGUAUCAAUUCUCCCACCAUAGGUCUGAACCCAGAAAGCUAUGAAGAGAAGGUAAGAGAGAGCUGGGUGUGGAAGGAACUCCAUGUUAUUCGUAACAGCCGUCCAUCAUUCGACAGCCCUCUUGGAUUCUAUGGAGGGUUAAUGUACACAGGCCUCUUUAACUGGCUCCUACGUGGGAAGGAACCCUGGACGUUACACCAUCAUGGUGCUGAUUGCAACAGUUUGAAACCAGCAGCUGAGUGUAAACCAAUAGAGUACCCUAGACCCGACGGUGAAAUCAGCUUCGACCUUCUGACGUCCGUGGCACUGACGGGAACGAACCACGAUCAUGACCAACCUGCUCACCUGACGCUGCGAGAUGACUCGGUGCCUGUUGAACACAAUCUUGCGAUCUACGAUGGUCCAGAACAACGAUUCUGUCCUGCAGGUGUUUACGAGUUUGUUGACAAAGAAGACGGAAGUGGAAAGCGGCUUCAGAUCAAUGCCCAGAAUUGUAUUCACUGUAAAACGUGUGACAUCAAAGACCCGUCACAAAACAUCAACUGGGUGUGCCCACAAGGAGGAGAGGGGCCUGCAUAUAACGGAAUGUAGACCAUCAUUACAACCUUUCAAAUUACAAAUUACUUACCACCAAGUGGAUGAAGCCCAGCUUUAAUCUUUUGUGCUGUUCACACACAGCUACAACUAACAUAGUUGUGCUGGAUCUUCAUUAAUUCACCAAUUAACCUCAGGGAUUCCUGCAACUGCUUCCAGAGAGCUGUGUUUGCAACUGCUGUAUAACAUAUCAAACUUCUAUAUUGAUAUGAUACUGUACAUUUACAAUUUCUUAUUGAUUGGGAUAAACAUUUUCUUAGGUCAGCUAUUAUUAUUAUUUUAUUUUGCAUGUUAUUUUCUAUUUACACUUGAGAUCUUCUCUGGGUUUUUUUUUACACAUUACUAAUAGGAUAAACGAACAAAUAGAUGUUUAAUGACAACCCCAAUACAGAAAUACAUACAAGUUAUUGGGUGUCCGAGUUAAAGCGUGUUUUUAUAAUCCAUCUGUGGUAAUAGGUUGCAUUUCACUUGAUAACUCCAAUAAAAUACAUGAAUCAUAAAUUUAAAUUCAUGAACAUUAAAUAUUGAGAAUAUGUUUCACCGUGAACAUUGUGCUACAUUACUAUAGCAUUUACUAAUUUGAUAUCAGUUGUAAGGAUGUGAUCUGUUAUACUGAAUAAAUAAAAAUUGACUGAAUAAAUUUUAUUAAUCUGAUUAGAAUACCAAGUAUGAUCAGAUGUUUGGUACUCAUUUGUAUUGUCAAAUUUUGCAUUGACAGAGUAAAUCCCAAAAUAAGCCGUUUAUAUCCCAGAUAUUAAAAUGUAAAAUGUUUUGGUCUCAUAUUAUCUACAUUCUAAUGUUUAUGCAAUAUAAUAAUUGUACAUAACAGUUACAAAGUAACUUUAACAGCAUGUUGUGAUAUUUGGUAUACUGUGUAUGAAAUAUUGUGUUCUGAAUAUAUAAUAUUGUAUGACUGUCCUUAUUCACAAAAACUGUCCAAAUAUAUUUAUCUGUAUUAUGGUGAUGAAAUUGUGUGAAUUGUAUAUAUUUUUGUAAACAUUCACAAACUAAAGUGAUCGUUUUGGGUUUAGUGUGGAGUUGGAUGUGUGCUUUGAAGAAAUGAAGUGAGUGCUGUGAAUAUUUGUUCAAGAAUACAUCUCUAAUUUGUGUUAUUUAUAUCUCAAAUAAACAAUUUAAAAUUACUACAAAGUGACGUUACAUGUUAAACUGUUUAUCAUUUGGAUGUACUUUGGGUUUUAGUGAAUUUUGGUUCUGUAUAAUUCAAAUAAGAUCAGUUCUAUAUGACAGAAAACAGGUUUUUUUUAGUUUGCAUUUUUGUACAAUGACAUCUCUCAUCUCAGCUGGUAUAUAUUAGAUUAUGAGAAGGAAUGCAACAGUAUACAUUAUGUGAUGUCAUGUAUGCCUUGUUUACACAAUGCAAUAAAAAAUGAAAAGGGUGUGUUAUCAUCUAGGGGUGUGUGCAAGAUGUUUUUUUUAUAUUAUCUAGAAUGGCUUUCUAGUUGUUGACUACUUUCUUAAGAUGAAUGUUAACCAAAUGGAAGGAGUCCAGUGUUGUUAUCUGACGACAAUCAUUAAAACAGUUUCCUAGCUCUCAUGUGGCUCUGGCAUUUUCUAUUUAAAUUUUUUAAUUUGCAAUAUUGAUAUUUAUUAUUGUAAAUCUGAAUGUUAUAUAUUCUAUUGUUUUUAAUACUUUUUUCUUACCCAUUGUUCGACAAUACAAAAUACUUAAAACAGAUUUUUUUGGUCUUAAAACCAUCCACUUUAAGAAUCGCAACAAACAUAAAAUGAAUAUAAAACUUGAUGUUUCGUCUAUUCUACAGAUUUCUUCUAGAGUAUGAAUGAAGCAAAAAACUCAAGGUAUAAAAAGGUGCUUAGUCCAUUUGCGUCAAAAGGGAACUGAUGAAUUGGCCACAAACUUUAUAAUAAAUAAUUCCAAAGCUCAUAUAACAAUAUACAUGUAUUAAGUUUUAAACUUGCCAUAAAUAACUUUCAUCACAUUUUUAUUACAAAAACAUUCUAUGCAAAUAAAAAAUGACUAUAUAGAUUAAUUCUCAUUUUUAGGUAUCCAGUUUCCCUGCAUUGUUCGGUAAAAUAGUACACUGAGACUAAAGGUAGAACUGAAUGCUGGUUGGCUGUUCCAUUACUGUAGUUGCCUUCAUACCUGUAUCAAAAAGAUUUAACUUACGCAAUUUAAUGGUAAUUGGUACAACAACAAAAAACCUCUUAUUUAUACUGAUUUAAACAUUUUUUAAAUGUUAUUUGAGUUGGUAUGGGUUUAAAAGCAUAUUGUCACAGACCACUGACCUAUUAAAUAGCCUAACAAAGUAUUA
Messenger RNA from Gigantopelta aegis, 4171 nucleotides. Its product is annotated as electron transfer flavoprotein-ubiquinone oxidoreductase, mitochondrial-like. The record is from RefSeq and is a predicted model, not a curated record. Gene Ontology annotation, biological process: electron transport chain. Lineage: Eukaryota; Metazoa; Mollusca; Gastropoda; Neomphalida; Peltospiridae. Gene Ontology annotation, molecular function: electron-transferring-flavoprotein dehydrogenase activity; iron-sulfur cluster binding. The coding region runs from base 42 to 1877 and encodes 611 amino acids. Gene Ontology annotation, cellular component: mitochondrial inner membrane. The transcript has 14 exons.